Messenger RNA from Dovyalis caffra, 1122 nucleotides. Lineage: Eukaryota; Viridiplantae; Streptophyta; Magnoliopsida; Malpighiales; Salicaceae. The record is from the annotation of a GenBank genome assembly.
AUGGAGAAAGAGAGCACAAAAAUACAGCAAGUCCUGAGCAUGAAAGGAGGGUUGGGAGAGGAGAGCUAUGCCAAGAACUCAAAAGGACAGAAAGCAAAUCUAUCCAGUUCAGUGCCAGUACUAGCACAAGCAGUGGUUGAUUUCUGCGACACCAAGCUUCCUCGUUGUAUCACUAUAGCAGACCUUGGAUGUUCUUCAGGACCAAACUCUUUGUUUGCAGUUACUCAGAUCACAAGCAUGAUCUACAAAAGGUGCUCUCAACUAGGCCAAUCGCCACCAGAAUUUUCUGUGUUCUUGAAUGAUCUUCCAGGAAAUGAUUUCAACACCGUUUUCCAGUCUUUCAUGCCAGCUUUCCAGGAGAAAAUAAGGGCAGAAAAUGGGCCAGAUUUUGGUCCAUGCUAUAUUUCUGGAGUUCCAGGUUCUUUUUAUGGGAGGCUUUUCCCAUCAAAUAGCCUGCAUUUUGUGCACUCUGGAACUAGUCUUCAUUGGCUAUCACAGGUACCUCCGGAGUUGAAUGACAAAUCAAAUCCACUAAUAAACAAAGGCAAAAUAUACAUUUCAAAGACCAGUUCAGCAGCUGUGAUAGAGGCAUAUCAGAAUCAGUUUCAAAAGGAUUUCUUUUCAUUUCUCAAGGGACGCUCAAAGGAAGUAGUUCCAGGGGGAUGUAUGGUAUUUACGUUGAGGGCAAGAAGAUUUGCAGACCCAACUGCUGAUGAAAGUUGUUUGCUCUGGGAUUAUAUAGGCCAGGCAUUCCAGGAUUUAGUUUCGAAGGUGUGGGGAAUCGCAGAAGAAAAGUUAGACACCUAUAAUGCCCCAACCUAUGAACCAUACAUAGAAGAAAUCAAAACUGAGAUAGAGAAAGAAGGAUCUUUCACUCUCAAUUGCCUGGAGAUCUUUGCCCUUCCAUGGGAUGCUUGUAAUGGAGGAAUGAAGUGUGAUAGGGCAACAACAGCAAAGAACAUGGUCAAGGUCUUAAGAGCAAUCAAUGAGUCGAUGAUUCAGUCUCAUUUCGGAGCAGACAUUUUGGAUCCUUUAUUUCAAAGCUUGAUCGAUAUCAUUGGAGCUGAUACAAAGGAAGUAGAGCAUGUUACUGUUGUUGUUUACGUGAUUAGAAACAAUUAG